AUGGCCGUUGUUGAAACUGUUUGCCCAGUGGACCAGAACGAUGCGGCCCUUCAAGCUGUCGCCAAAGAGAAUGGUGUCGAUGAAGGCAUUUGUGGUUACGUGUCGACUCUGUUGGCCUUCCACUUGUCUCAUCAACGCUGUCCCACGUCUCGACGGGACCUGGACGACUUUCUUGCUUUGAUACCAAAAGAGAUCAUCACGCCCGACACACUACGCCAGUCCAUCCAAGCUGUCAAAAAGAGGCGACGGGAUUAUGUAGAACAACAUCCCCAAGAAUUUGCGGCCGAAGGAGAAGAUACCUGGGACGGAAUGGCACAGCAACAGCGUGUCUCUCCCGAUUACUACCUGCGAUCUCCUCUGGGCGUUGUGGAUGUGGCGUGGAUUCUUUCCCAGCAACAGCAACAAUCGAUAGAUAAAAGAGACGACAACAGCAACAAUCAUGGAAUUCCUCUGGUGAUUAGCAUCCCCACGUCUCCUCACUUUGGGUCCUAUGGGGAUUCUCUGGAAGAUGUACUCAAAGCACUUCCAUUUAGCGAAGAUCGCAAUUGGAUUUCCAGAGCUGCAAGCAUUGCAGAUACAACGUGUCAAUCUACAAUGGAUGACAGAGGGGCAUCAUGCUGUCUCCUGGUGCAGUAUCCUGGAUCCAGCAGCAAUACGACGAAACGUCUACUAGAUGCAUCAGACGCCAGUCAAAUGAACUUUCGAGACUAUGAAAUGUGCUGCCCUGCUGUCUUAUACUAUGGAGAUCACGUUGUCUGCGUCGUACCUGUGCUGAUUCCUUCUGGAGAAAUCCAAGCUGGUCAGCAACAACUCCAAGAGACGCUACUAGUCCUAGAGUCUCUUGUCCCUACAGAAGAAGAGAAAGAGGGAUCCAAUUUCCAGCAACAACCACUUCGAUGGCAACCACAAGUCUAUGCCAAAGCUCUGUUCUCGUAA
Seminavis robusta is the source of this 936-nucleotide messenger RNA. NCBI's taxonomy places the organism in Eukaryota, Bacillariophyta, Bacillariophyceae, Naviculales, Naviculaceae. The record is from the annotation of a GenBank genome assembly.